Octopus sinensis (East Asian common octopus) is the source of this 1817-nucleotide messenger RNA. RefSeq lists its product as uncharacterized. Gene Ontology annotation, molecular function: adenylate cyclase activity. NCBI's taxonomy places the organism in Eukaryota, Metazoa, Mollusca, Cephalopoda, Octopoda, Octopodidae. The record is from RefSeq and is a predicted model, not a curated record. Gene Ontology annotation, biological process: cAMP biosynthetic process; intracellular signal transduction; adenylate cyclase-activating G protein-coupled receptor signaling pathway. The coding region runs from base 201 to 1817 and encodes 538 amino acids. The transcript has 7 exons.
AUUAUCAUUAAUUAUUACGGUUUGUUUUCCUCUUCUUCUGAGUGGAUAUAUAUAUAUAUUAUAUAUAUAUUUACAUACAUAUAUAUUAUAUAUAUAUAUACUUUAAUUCUUAUUCGAAAUGCGUUAAUAGUAAGAAGAAAACAAACAAACUAUAUAUAUAUAUAUAUUAACUACAAUUUAUAACCAACAGUCAUAAUAAAAUGACUGGGAACGGUGGACCUCAAGGGAAAAACCCCACAACGGAAUAUAUCAUGUCACGGAGGAAAAAGAGAUUAAAACGACUAUUAAAUCGCUAUGAGUUUGAUAAUGUUGAACUGGAAAAGUUAUACAAGAGAUAUAUAUACAAACUACAGCAAACCAGUAUCGGUUAUAUGUUAGCCGUGUUUAUAUUAUUAACAAUCUGCUUGGCAGCCCUCAAUUUUUUCUACCUCCUUUAUCCGACCAUUCGGAGCAUCUAUUUGUUAUUACAAUGCCUUUUCUUCAUUGCUGUUUUCGUCUUCAUCAAUACCCGCUAUAUGGAAGAAACGUAUUUCAUACCCCUCUGUUACGUCCUUAUGUUUUUCCUCGUCAUAUUUGCCACGAUGUCUUUCCCCAUUCCAUUCGGCGAUCGACCCCCUCUCGAAAGCCAAACCGACUUCAACAACAAAGACAGAGGACACAGUAACACAAUUUAUAAACAGCAUCUAACCAACCAUGACCAUCAAUACAACAACCGCAACGCUAACCCUACAAGCAACGAGCAAAGCGGCACUGAAAACCCUUCCAUACUGAAGCCCUCUUUACCGUCCGGUUUUACAUCUGACAAAGCGGCCGGAACGUACCGGGUCGGUCUCGAGGACGAAGUGGUCACCAAUGUUGUCAACAACGACGCCGUUGCCGGUUCGACCCCUACUCCCGGUAACACUCGUCUAAUCUUACAGAACAGUUACUACCCGGAUAGUAGGUAUUUGUCGCUACCAAUCCAAGGAGUAUGGGAGGUUGCGUUCGUUGUGUUCAUGGUCUAUACACUGAUGCCCAUGCAGAGGAUGGUUUCGGUAAUGUUGGGAAUUCUAUUACCCAGUGGUCAUCUAAUCGUGGCAGGUCUGCUCAGUUCGGAAACUACCGCUAGUGACAGCAUACAGCUAUCACUAUGGAGACAGCUGCUGGCAAAUGGCUUGUUCUUCGCCUGCGUAAACGUGGCUGGGAUAUUUAUCCAUAAUCUCACGGAUCGUACCCAGCGGAAGACCUUCUACGAUACGAGGAACUGUAUUGCUGCACGGCUUGAGAUCGAGGACGAGAAUGAAAAACUAGAAAAAUUACUGCUUAGUGUUCUACCUCAGCACGUUGCUAUGGAAAUGAAAGAUGAUAUUACUACGCCACACCAGGGAAUGUUUCAUAAAAUAUACAUCCAGAGGCACGACAAUGUCAGCAUAUUGUUUGCAGACAUCGUUGGCUUUACCGCUCUCGCUUCUCAAUGCACUGCCCAAGAGUUAGUGAGGAUUCUGAACGAGUUGUUCGGCAGAUUUGAUCAACUGGCUAAGAACAACAACUGCCUACGCAUCAAAAUCCUAGGUGAUUGCUAUUACUGUGUGAGCGGACUGCCGGAAGCCAGGCCAGACCACGCCAAGUGCUGCGUGGAAAUGGGACUGGAUAUGAUUGAUGCCAUUUGCAAAUCUGUGAACCAACAGAUAUUCAAUAAUGUAACACCAUUGCGUCCCUGUGUGAUAAGAAGUGAGUCUUUUAGAAGAUUAACGCAAAACUCUAAAACAAUAAUCAACAAGUUAAGUAGCCAGUGCAAUCCUGACGGAGAUUGUGUAUUUCUGUGUGGGAACAUGUGA